AUGGAGCAGGGCACGGAGCAGGGCAUGGAGCAGGGCACGGAGCAGGGCACGGAGCAGGUGUCAGAGUGUUUCCCAGAGACCGUGGCUGUCCCCUGGGAGAUUCAUGGCCCGGAAAAGGAAAUCAAAGGAGUGGCCAGGGGCCAAACACACACCACGGUGCAGUGCAAACCACCCCAGGAGUUCAGCUUCGGGCCCCGGGCCCUGAAGGAUGCCCUGAUCUCCUGCGACCUGGCCCUGAAGCAGCUCUAUACCUCAGCCUUCUCCCCGUCAGAGAGGCUCUUCCUGUCUGAGGCCUACAACCCUCACCGGACUCUCUUCAGCACACUGCUCAUUCACUCAGCCUUUGACUGGCUCCUGAGCCGCCCAGAGGCCCCUGAGGAUUUUGAGACCUUCCAUGCCUCUCUGCAGCUCCGGAAGCAGAGCCUGGCCCGGAAACACAUUUACCUGCAGCCCAUAGAUCUGAGUGAGGGGCUGGCGGGAUGCCCCCUGCUGGACCACCUUCGGAGCUUCGCGGAGGCUUUCUUCCUGGGCCUUCGAGUUAAGUGCCUGCCCUCGGUGGCUGCUGCCUCCAUAAACUGCUGCUCAAGACCCAGUCGGGAUAAUGAUGGGCUCCAGCUUCACACAGAUGGCAUCUUGUCUUUCUUGAAGAACAACAAGCCGGGGGAUGCACUGUGCGUGCUGGGCCUCACGCUGGCUGACCUGUACCCCCAUGAUGCCUGGACCUUCACCUUUGGCAGAUUUCUUCCAGGACAUGAAGUGGGCGUGUGUAGCUUCGCUCGCUUCUCUGGGGAGUUCCUGCAGGUCCGGUCCAGUGUUCCUGACCCAGCUUUGUCAGAGGCAGCAGCAGCAGGCGGCCCUGAGAUGCUGCCACGUGAGGGAGGACGGACCCUGUGCUUCAGUGCCCUGGGCAUGGUUCAGUGUUGCAAGGUCGCCUGCCAUGAACUCUGCCACCUCCUGGGCCUGGGGAGCUGUCGCUGGCUCCGUUGCCUCCUGCAGGGGGCGCUUAGCCUGGAUGAGGUGCUCCGGCGGCCCUUGGACCUCUGUCCCAUCUGCUUGAGGAAACUGCACCACCUCCUGGGCUUCAAGCUCCUGGAGAGGUACAAGAGACUCCAUACUUGGACUCGGGUGAUGGUGGAGAUAUGGUCUGGUCAAGAGGCUGGGGAGCCAUCUGUGUCAGAGGACACCUUGCCCUUCAGUGCUGACUCCGGCAUGGGCUGUGAGAGUGACACAGAGCCUGUCACCAGCCCAUCAGAGCCAGUCACCCCUGACGCGUGGAGUCAUACUUUCCCUGAUGGGCCUGAACCAAUGUCUGAGGAUGGACUGAGCUCUCUCGCGGCCUCAGAAGUGUUGCUGAAACUCGGGGGGCCUGUGGAUGCCUUGGAGGAGUACGGACAGUGGCUGGGUGCAUGCAUCCAGGCCCUGGAGAGGGAGGUGGCUGAAGAGGAGCUGGUCCAGGUGGAUGCAGCUGUGGAUGCCCUGGGCCGGUGGGAGAUGUUCACAGGGCAGCUCCCGGUGACCAAGCUGCAUGUCCCCUGUGGCAAGGAUAAUGUGGGACUGCGCAGGAUCCUGGGGGACAAGUUCUCCUCCCUGAGGCGGCGGCUGAGCUCUCGCAGACUUGCGAAGGCCAGUUCUUCCCACUGCCGCUGGGGGGCGGAGAACUAACACAGGGAGAUGGACCACCCAAUGUGGAGGAAGAAGUUAGUUCUUGGCAUUUUUUUUUUUAUCUCUUGAGGAUACUAAUCAUCCAGGGGUGCCCAUUGACUGAGGGUACUCUGGUAUCUGCAGGGUUAAAACAAAGGUUGCCCAGAAGCUAAAGAAACGAGUGGGUGCUUGACCACAGGGUCCUCAUGUUGUGUGACCAUAGCUGGGAGGCAGGGGGAGGUUGUUACAUGCUUAGUUCUUCCCUGCAGGAGGGGACUCUGGUCUGUCUAGUUACUCACAGCCAGAGCCCUGGGCCACCCUGCAGCAUGGGCUAUGUGGCUGUAUAUAUAUGUUUGUAUCUCUGUGUGUCUGUGCACGUGAGUGCAGUUGCCCACAGCCACCAGAAGAGGGAAUCAGAUGUCAUUACAGGAAGCCGUAAGCCACCCUAUGUGAGUGCUUGCAAUUGAACUCAGGUCUUCUCCUCUGCAAGUGCUGCACACACCUCUAAUGUCUGAGCCAUCUCUCCAGCACCAACAUUGUAUUUUGACCUGUGUUGCUCACACGGGGUUCUUUUCCGGGACUAGAAUGACUUUCUGCUCACCAGGGCUGGCAUAGGUGUCUUUGAGAAGCUCCUGGAGAAAUUUGUGCCCUCCGAGGCUGGCAGAAGUGAGGGUGAUGGGGUUAGCCGUGGAAGGCAGGGGGUACUUCUCCAACCCUGGGGCUGCUGCCACCAGUUAGGUCAUUGUGGUAUUUGGGGCUCAGCCCUUUUGUCUCCUGUCUCCAUCUAUAUAAACUCCUGACAUAGGAUGUUAAAAUUAUCCAUCCACA
Molecule: messenger RNA, 2469 nt
Organism: Mastomys coucha (southern multimammate mouse)
Lineage: Eukaryota; Metazoa; Chordata; Mammalia; Rodentia; Muridae
Gene: Amz1
Product: archaelysin family metallopeptidase 1
Exons: 7
Coding region: 1-1662 (553 amino acids)
Biological process (GO): proteolysis
Molecular function (GO): metallopeptidase activity
Source: RefSeq, a predicted model, not a curated record